AAGAUAGUAGCACAUUAAAUUAUCAUUAUCAAUUACUCCUCAUAGAGAGAGUGAGUGAGAAUUAUGGAUGUAGAAGCGGAAGAGACGGUGAGGGAGCUGAGAGCCGCCUACACCACCGGAAAGACCAAGAGUUUCGAGUGGCGGGCUUCGCAGUUGAAAGCUAUACAGGAGAUGCUCACUCUUCACACACACCAAAUAAUCCAAGCUCUGCGCUCCGAUCUCAACAAACCAGAAUUUGAAGCAGUUAUCCAUGAGAUUUGUGUAGUAUCAGCAUCAUGCAAAUUGGCGUUGAAGGAAUUGCAUCGAUGGAUGAAACCCCAAAAGGUGAAAACUACAUUAAUCAGUUUUCCAUCGUCGGCCAAAAUCGUGUCAGAACCUUUGGGCCUAGUGUUAGUUAUUUCAGCUUGGAACUUUCCAUUUGCACUAUCACUUGAUCCGGUGGUGGGGGCCAUCGCUGCUGGUAACGCUGUCGUCUUGAAGCCAUCGGAGAGUGCCCCUGCCACGUCAUCGCUGCUUGCUCAGCUUGUGGAGAAAUACAUGGACACAUCAGCUGUGAAAGUGGUGGAGGGGGCAGUCUCCCAAACCACUGCAUUGCUACACCAAAAAUGGGAUAAGAUAUUCUACACUGGAGGUGGCGAGGUGGGGCGUAUCGUGCUAACUUAUGCGGCCAAGCAUCUAACUCCGGUCGUAUUGGAGCUUGGUGGCAAGUGUCCAGCCGUCCUUGAUUCUAAUAUCAAUUUAAAGGUAGCUGCAAGAAGAAUAAUUGCCGGAAAAUGGGGUUGCAACAGUGGGCAAGCCUGCAUUUCCCCUGACUACAUAAUCACUACAAAAGACUUUGUUUCUCAACUGGUAAAUAUUAUGUCAGUUGAACUUGAGAAAUUCUUCGGAAAAGAACCUCUGCACUCAAAGGAAUUGUCAAGUAUCAUCAACACCCACCAUUUUAACCGGUUGGUUAAAUUAUUGGACGACGGCCAAGUUUCUGGUAAGAUCGUUUGUGGAGGCGAAUGCGAUGUAUCGAAUCUCAAGAUUGCUCCGACGAUUAUAUUGGACGUCUCAAGAGAUUCUGUCAUGAUGGACGAGGAAAUUUUCGGUCCCAUACUUCCCAUAAUAACGGUUGAUAAGAUUGAGGAGUGUUUUGGGGUGAUCAAUGGUAAGGAGAAGCCACUAGCGGCAUAUCUCUUUACGAACAACAAGAAGUUGGAGGCGAAGUUCGUUACGAACAUAUCAGCGGGUGGUAUGAUCAUCAAUGAUACUAUUCUACAUUUUCUAGAGCCGGGUUUACCGUUUGGAGGUGUAGGCGAAAGCGGGAUGGGAGCAUAUCAUGGCAAGUUCUCAUUUGAUGCUUUCAGCCACAAGAAGCCUGUCUUAAAACGGAGUUUUGCAAUUGAUAUAUCUGCUAGAUAUCCACCUUACACGCCCGGAAAACGUCGCUUUCUCAGUGCAGUUGUACAAGGCAAUUUACUUGACAUUCUUCGAUCAUUGGGCAGUUGUUGGUAACUUCUAGUUCUUACAUUUUUAGUUGAUCGGCUAAGAAUGACUACUACUAAAUUAUGCAUGUGGAAGUUAGGGUAUCUGUGUGUGUGUGUGUGUGUGUGUUUGUUCUAUGGGGGGAGCCAGGUUAAAUGUACAAGAUUUAUUCCAGGUAUUGGAUAUAUGUACUUCAAUUACUGUGUGGCAAGAAGAUUUUGUCUUUCAUAGACAUACAUUA
Molecule: messenger RNA, 1708 nt
Organism: Salvia splendens (bonfire salvia)
Lineage: Eukaryota; Viridiplantae; Streptophyta; Magnoliopsida; Lamiales; Lamiaceae
Product: aldehyde dehydrogenase
Exons: 10
Coding region: 64-1497 (477 amino acids)
Biological process (GO): aldehyde metabolic process
Cellular component (GO): cytoplasm
Molecular function (GO): aldehyde dehydrogenase (NAD+) activity
Source: RefSeq, a predicted model, not a curated record